Molecule: messenger RNA, 407 nt
Organism: Dentiscutata erythropus
Lineage: Eukaryota; Fungi; Glomeromycota; Glomeromycetes; Diversisporales; Gigasporaceae
Source: the annotation of a GenBank genome assembly
AAUUUGAAUACUAGUAAAGACUCCAAAGCAAUUCCAACAAUGGCAAGUGUUACAGAUCCCAAAAUAGUAAAACCUCAACACAGUGAAUCUGUAUUAGCCAAAGACCAUGCAAGACCUACUAACCAAAAAAAAGGAAAAGAAAGAGAAGAAUCUGUAGAGUCUAACAUUACGGAAGCCAAGAGAAAAAGAGAAGAUUUAAGCUUACUAGGUGACAAAGAAGGAAAGCCCAAAGUUAAUAGAUCUUUCGGACAAAGAAUUAUUAAAAAUACAGUAAAAUUGGCAGAGCACAAUAGCCAAUUAGUAAAGAAAGAUUAUGAAAAAGAGAACCAGCCACCCAAAACCCAAAGGAAAACAAAACCUAUUGACAAUUCAGACCCCAAUAGCAACAACUCAAUUCACAACAUGCU